AAACAAUUCAGUUGUAAUACGCGAGCGAGAAACUGCUGUUGCAUGUCAUAUACACACACGCACCCGAUAUGGUAACAUAUUGUUAAAGAAAAUUUGUGUUGGCGAGCAGAAAAAAAAGGCGAAUUUGAUGUAAAAUUUCAAUUCGACGAUGGUAGAAUCUGGUAUUGAACGAAAAAUUUAAUAAAAAUCGACGGCAACAGCAACGAAUCGUGUAAACAGUGAGAUAAAAAAGGAAAACAGGAACAGGCUUUUUACUACAACAAAACUGAAUCAUAAAUGAAUCUCAUCGUGAAGUUUUCGAAACCAUAACCAACCACUCACUGCAUAACGAUGGGAGUUGGCUGUAUACAACAAGGCGACGCUUAAAUGUUAACAAAAAUCGAUAAAAAUAAACACUUUGAAGUGUAGCUGUAAAUAGGUAGACGAACCAACAAUAAAACACAAACAAAACGCAAACAAAUAGAAAUAACACAACAGCACACAAUCUCACAGACACACACAAACACAACAAUGGAGGAUUUAUUAGCGCAAUUAGUCAAAGAAGCAACGGGACCAAAGUUAAUGAAUUUGAAAAAUGCGUCUCAAAACGCUUACGAUAAAUUGCAACGGCAGCAUGGAACACAUCGUGACGCAUCCUAUGAACUGCGUUCGGUAUGUUUGACAGCUAUACAAAUGGCACUGGAAACAAAACGGCCUAAAUUCAUUUCGCUAGCGCUAAAUGGAAUGCACCGUGUCAUAAAAGAUGAAAGAUUCUCGUUCUCAAUUGAGCCAGAAAAUGAUUCUCUAUGGUUGCCAGCGCAACUUUUACGAACCACUUCAUCGGUGUUGGUGCAAGGAUCUUGGGCAAGUGAAGAGACUCUUGUAAAUAUUUUACGCUUAUUUCUGGCCAUGGCCUGUUCGCCUUCAUGCACACUCAACGGACGACUUUUAAUCGAAAUUCUUUCAAAAUGCGGUGAGAGUUGGGAAAGUGGUUCCCGAGCUGUUCGUGCUGCAUCGCUUGCAGCUGCAUCUCAAUGUUUGCGAACGUUUUGUGCAUUUUUGAAAGAUGAAACGGAAGAUGUGAUGAAAUCCGCUCCAACUGGUUUAAUCACUGUCGCACAAGCGUCAGCCGUCUACAAUGAAGUUAUCCCGGUUAUGCAAUAUCUCUGCAGUCGACUCAUUGAACCAAAAGUUGGCACACCGAAGAAAAAUGAUUCAUGUAAUUCGCUCUAUCUCACCGAAUGCAUACUUACCUUGACAACAGCAUUACCGAAAAAUGUGCAAACAAAUCCACACUUUACAGCGUUUCUAUGGCAAAAAUUCUGUCCAACACUAGCUGCAGCGCUUGGUUCCCCUGGUCGUAUCAAUUUGGACAAAAAAUUUACAUACAAAGACGCAUUGCAUAUAAUUGAAAAUGAAACGCGUGGUUUUUUCACUGGACCCGGUCUGGAGCCGCCACAAGCUAGAUGUAUUUACUUGACAGCUAUUCAAUUAUUACGAAUUGCUGGCGCACAAAAUUCACUUCGUCCAAUGCUUGAAGCUUUGUUUCAUCGUAUGCUAUUGUUGCCAUUGCCACAGAAUCGUUCCGAACCGUUAAAAACCGUCAAAGAAAUUUUCCGAUCUCCGGCACGUUUGGUUGAUUUAUCGGUGAUUUUAUACAUGGACAAAAACCAAGGGCAUGGAGGUGAUGAUAUGGCUCUUUUUCGGCUAAUCAUCGAUGCGAUGGAAGAGUGUGCGCUAUCAGCACAAGCAGGCAAUUCAUGUGAUAAUGCACUUCAAGCGAGUGUCGAGUGUAUCGUUGCAUUUUUGGAAAGUUUACAAACACUUUGCUCUGGCAAUAUCGAUGAAAAUUCACUUAGCGAUCAAACCGUUCAAAUUAUAAACAACCGAUUCGCAACGCUGAAAGAUGUUGAUUACACCGGACCAUUAACGUACAAUGGAAUGGCAAGGUUGCCGGCACCAUACAGAGAUGCUGUUGCUGAGCUACGUGAAAAUGGAUUUGAAACGUCAUCGGGUUCGGAUAGUGAGCUUGAUGCAAACGAUGGAGAAAUCGCUUCAAUGGGCUCUGGAGACACGGAGGGUCCCGAAGAAGAAUGUCAUUCAUCAAGCGACGAGAAUUCAUCACGAAACGAAGGGAAUUGGCCGUAUUCAUAUCUCGAAGCACCGCCACCCAUUGGAUCAAACAGUGAAUUUGAUCGUCAACAUGCACGUGAAUUUACAAAAUCGUUGGCAAGUAAUUUGGUGCCGAGACUGCUGAAAUUGCGUACAUCUGUUGAAGUAGACGAAGCGAUUCAGGAUUUUGCAUCAAAUAUUUGCCAAGAAAAUAGCAUGAAUUAUUCCGAUUUCGAUUAUAAUCUCACGGCAAUCAAUGCGGAUGGAAUUUAUUUGGCAACGUACUCAGCAUUGUUGCUUAGUUUUCAAUUAAUGAAAGCGGGUCAUUAUGACAAUUCAGAGGAAUCAAUUGCCAUUCCAUUGACAGAGCAGCAAUUUGUCGCAUCGGUACAAAAUACGGGUGUUUUAGUUUAUUUAUCAACGGGUUGGCUAUGCGAACUAUAUCAAUCGAUAAUCGCCGCAAAUCCAAUGGUGCUAUUGAAAAAAGAUGAAUGGCUGGAAAAUCGAUGCGCUUUAAUUGAAUUGCUACAAGAUGCAACUGGAAUUGGUCAAACGCAAAUGCUGUCCGAAUGGCAACGAUUGCAAAAUGUUACCUCAAAACUCGAACAAAACGAGACAUCGAAUCCACGACGUGAUGCGGCUAAUAAAUUGGCACGACGGUUGCUGACCUGUUGUUGGGAUUCGAUGGUGGUCGUAUUGAGUACUGCAUUAGAUGAUUUGAAUACUUCUUCCAAAAAUAGAUUAGUAGCCAUGUCGCAGAAGACAUUGAAGUUUAAGAAACCACAAAAUAUUGGCGGCGAAGCGUUAUUUGCAAUGAGCUUGGAAGGUUUGCAUGCGGCUGCUACGCUUAGUAAUUCACUGAAUUUGCAACAUUUGUCCGGCAAAAUAUUAUCGUUGCUUGCGUCGAAUGUGUGCUCAUCGUCGGGACCACGGAUCACCGCGAGUCAAGCAUUGUCCAUGGAUGUUGUGCUGACCGGUGGUUUGGAGCUCGGAUCCUUUAGUCCCGAAUGUUGGUGUUCAGUGUUUUCGGUGUGUCGGCACGUUACACAAAUCGAACAUGAUUUAUUUAGCUUACAAAGCACCACACUGAGUCCGUCGAAGAGUAAUGGGAAAAUAGUUGACAAUACAGAGAAAUCGGGUUGUGCACCGGGCACAGGAAAUGACAAACUGAAUUUAUCAUCAUGUCCAAUCGAUGACGAUGAAACUUGUGUUGAUGUCUAUAGUUUUUUACAAACACCGUUACAAAGCCCAUCCACGAAUGUAGCAUCGAUUUUAAAAAAUCGAAAUAGUUCAAGUGAAACGUUGCUCAGUCAAGCCGAUACGGCAAAAGUGCUCUGCACUUUGUCACAUCAAGCAGAAAAUUUGUUUGCUGACGCAGCGGAUCGUCUGUGUUUGCCAGCUUUGCUUUCAUUCAUAAAGGCGUUAUGUCGUGCUUCACGUGAUCAGCUGUACAGAAGCAAUGGAUCGAAAAAAGCAAUGAAUCGCAUUUGGUGGCCAACACGAAAACAAAAAAACGACUCAAUGCCAUUGGCCUUGCUUUUGCAUCGUGUUGGCGAUGUCACAUUGAGAGUAUUUCGCAGCUCACGACCUCUGUUACACAUUUUAAAGGUUUGGGGUAUCACGGGACCGGCGCUUAUGGAUGCGGCAUGUCAUAAAGAUCGCUCAAUAUCAAAACGAGCGAUUGAAUACAUUCAAGAUGUUAUUACAAGUCUUCUCGUCGAACAAACUGAAUUACCUCAUUUCCAUUUUAAUGAGGCUCUUCUCAAACCAUUCGAAAAUUUAUUGAGCAUGGAAACGUGCGACAUUGAUGUUCAAGAUCAAAUUGUGGCAUGUCUGUAUGAAAUAGUUGAAGCGCAUCGAACGGAAAUUCGAUCUGGAUGGCGGCCAUUGUUUGGUACAUUGAGAAAUGCGCGGAAUCGUCCAUUAAACACCACCAAUAUUAUUGAUAUAUUUCGGGUAUUUUUGGAGAGUGACAAUAUGCUUGUGUUUGCAAACGCUGGCUUAGACUGUAUCUUAUGUUUAUUAUCUUACUUGGAUGCAACAUCAUCGAAUGGUAAUGGGUGCGGCGGUGGCGGUGGUGGUGAAUUUGAUACAAACUUUCGUCCCAUUGAAUUUCUGCAUGAAAUUCUGAAAUUCUUAGAGCGUGGCGCUACAAUUUUAUCUUUCAUGUAUGACAUGCCAAAAUGUCCAAACUUCCAUUCAACGCACAAAAUAAAAGGCAUCGCCUACACGCACACAAUCGAUGCCAAUAUUCCAAAUUCAAUGGAGAAUUUUACCUAUUUUGGUAACGACUAUUUACAAAAUACAAACGAACAGCACAUGAUUAGCUAUCGCUCUUUGCACAUUGACAAGGAUUCAAUCACAAAAAUUGAUGAAUUGGAUAAAGCGUCGGGAGUGUUAAAAGUCUGGUUUCUAUUAUUGGAUGGUUUAACAAAUGCAUUGAUUGUAUGUUCGGUACAACAUCAAUCGGCCAUUUUACAAUGUAUUCUAAAAUUGUUUAAAAAUUUACAAAAAACGCCUGGAAUUGAAUUCGGUUUCUAUAGCAUAAAUCAUUUGCUGAUACCAAUGGUGCAGGAUUGGUUGCGAUACGUGAAUAAAACGUGCAGCAGUUGGAAUAUAACAACUGAAAAGAAUUUCAAACAUUGUUGUGGCAUGACAACCGAUUUAGUGGUUGAUUUUAUUGAACAACAGGCCCAAGGACAUUUCAGCCAAUUGGAGCGCAUCGAUAAAAGUCCGAAAAAAACAAAAGUCACAAGCAUUAAACGAUCAAAUGACAAUCUCAAAUAUCAUCAUAAUCAACAUCAUCAACAAUAUUUAAAUCAAAUGCAUGCCGAUGAUAUGAAUAAUUUGUAUGGUGAAAAAAAUUCAAAAAUGUCGGCCGCUGCAACAUUGACACUAAAACAAAUACUGCUUGUAUUGAUUGAAUGUUCGGCACAGUCUCAAGAAUCGGUUGCACGCGUGGGUGUAUCAUGUUUGAAACAUGUAAUUUUAUCAACGGGUCAUUUAUUCAAUGAGACCCAAUGGUUAAUCGCAUGUUCGGCAAUACAUCGAUCGUGUACGGUAACUGUGGCGCCGUUACGUCAGCUAUCGUUUGCAUUCCAUGAAAAAUCGAAUAGUUUCUAUGGUGAUUGUGCGACAGUAAAAAUUGCAGCCCGACGUGACAGUACCAUCGAUGAAAUUAUGCGAAUCAAUGCACUCGCUCAGCAAGUGUUCUUCUUGGAUAAUCAACGUGAUCCACAAAAUAAAAACAACAAUUCAAGUGCAAUUGACACAAAAAUACCAUCCGACGAUCGUAGUUAUUCAUUUUUAUUGUAUCCACUGUCAACGAGCUUUGGUCAAAGUGUUGAAAAUUUUGUUAUUCGAAUACCAUAUCGUACGAUGGUCAUUGGGUUGUUGGCAAAUCAAAUGCUUUUGCCACUCGUUGCCAAAUUGUUGCUGGGCAAUUUAAAGUGUGUGCCGUCUGAAGUGCAUUCAUGUAUUUUUGAGAAUAUAAAUACCGGUAAAAGCGGUGCACACUAUAACCUUGGAUUUUGUUCGCGUGAAAUUUUGUUGCGAUGUGUUAAACAAUAUUUAACAAGUUCAUUGGAAUUCGAUUCACGUCCCGGCCUCAAAUUUCUUGUCCAAAAAGUGUCCAAUCUUGAUUUUGCCGCAAAUUUAUACAAGCAAAUGACAUCGUCUUGGAUGAUUUAUUUCAUCUCAAUGGUCGAUUCGUAUUUGGUGGAUAUAUCAACAUACAAUCUUAGCAUUGAAGAUUUAAGCUAUAUUUUAAAAUCGUGUUCACGCGUUAACACCUCAACGGUGAAGAAGAAGGAGAAUUUUGUGCGUUAUUUAUUUUCGCUGCAAGACGCUUGGAAUUUGGUGUGUGAAAUUUAUUUAAAUAAUUCGAAUAUACGAAACGGUGAUUGGCAAACAUCGAAAUCACUCGACACACUAACAAAUGAUGCUAAUGAAAAUUCAACCAUCGUCAAUGGUACGGUAACAGUGAAUGUUGCCGAUGAUAACAUCAAAACGGAACGCAUCAAUAAUGAUACGUGCAACGGUGAGGAAACCGAUGAAUUCAAUACCAGCGAAAAUGGUUCAACAUCAUCGCUGAAUCAAAGCAAUCACCGCAAUAAUCCAUUCGAUGUUGUACGUUCACCAAGCAUCGAACUAUCUGAUUCAAAUAAAUCGAUUGCACCCGAAAUAGAACAGCAACGUGCCACAAGCAUAUUGAAAGAUUUAAAUUUUAAGCGUUCAGUUCUUUCGCAAUUGGUCAUUGCAUCAAUGGAAUUGUUAUCGACACUUCCGAAAAAAAGUGCAACUGAUUUACGUAUGCUUAUGACGCCGACCAUUCGCGAGGCUUUCCGUUUGGUUCAAUUACAAGACAACGAGCUUAAACUGGUGUAAAUGUGACACAAAUCCAUUUGGAAUUUAUCGUAUGAAUUUCAUCGUGCCACACACACAUCGGUUCCACACUUUUUUUCGCUUUAUAUUAUACACACAAACUGAAAGAUGGCAGCAAAGAUGAAAAAUAUGCUUGGAUUAAAAAUGAAGUAAAAAACACAAACACACAUACACACAUGAGAGAAAAGAAUGAAUUAUUUUUUUUAUGAGACAUUUUUACAUGAAAGUUAAGGAAGAAGAGAAGGAAAUUACAAAUGUUCAAGUACAAUAGAGGAAUUGGAAACUACUAUAGUUAAUCAAUCGAAAUGCGAAAGAUAACAAAAAGAAACACGUUACUUAUUUCUACUUUAUAUCCUUUAUCGAUCUAUCUAUCUACCGUAACCCUCUUAAUCCUCAUAUAGACACAUUGCGAACUCACUUACUUAUCUCGCUAUACUAAACAAAAAAUCGCUUCGAACUUUUUCCAUUUUCGAAUCAAAGCAUAAAUAUCUAUAUACACACAUUAUAUAAUUCCAAGCGAAAUGAGCAAGCAAAACAAAAAAAAAAUGAGAAUCCAUUAGGUGUAUAAUCAAUAAAGAAAUUACGGAAUAUCUAGAAAAGGAAAAAUGCAAAAGACAACACUUGUUCUUUAGGUUGCCUCUAUACAAAUAUAUUUAUCAUAAGUAAACAAAGAGUUCCCUAAGCUCAAUGUACAAUAACAAAACCAACAACAACAAAAAUAUGUAUACAAAUAUGGAAAUUUAUUUUGUAUUUAUUCUUUAUGAAAAUAUGUACCGAACGUGAACGAUGAACGAAUUGUAUUUAUGGGUUCCGUGCGAAAAAUAAAAAAUAUUAUGCUGAUGAUGAUUAUGAGAAUAGAUGAUGGAAGACGAAGAAAAAAAAAGUUGAAACCAUUGUGAAAGCAAAGCCAAUGCUGUUUAAUUCCUACCAUCUAGAAGUAUUAUGUAUUAUAAGAACUAUUAAUAAAUUUUUUUGUGUGUGCAACAUUA
Messenger RNA from Contarinia nasturtii (swede midge), 7463 nucleotides. Its product is annotated as brefeldin A-inhibited guanine nucleotide-exchange protein 3. Gene Ontology annotation, biological process: regulation of ARF protein signal transduction. The transcript is spliced from 15 exons. Bases 511 to 6477 code for a protein of 1988 amino acids. The record is from RefSeq and is a predicted model, not a curated record. Gene Ontology annotation, molecular function: guanyl-nucleotide exchange factor activity. Lineage: Eukaryota; Metazoa; Arthropoda; Insecta; Diptera; Cecidomyiidae.